Molecule: messenger RNA, 124 nt
Organism: Racocetra persica
Lineage: Eukaryota; Fungi; Glomeromycota; Glomeromycetes; Diversisporales; Gigasporaceae
Source: the annotation of a GenBank genome assembly
AUUCCAAAUUAUAGUAGACAGAUUCUACCAGAUGAAUGGUAUCAAAGAAUUAAUCAAAUAUUAACUUUACCAUCAAUUAUGGCGGGUGCCUUUAAUAAUGCACUUCGAGCAGAUAUUUUAAAAA